AUGAAAGACUCUGUGGCACCACCACUGCCGCCGCCGCAGUAUCCCUUUUAUUCACCGACUUAUUCGCACCAUCAAUAUGGAUCGCCAACUUGGCAUCAUUCACUCUCAUCUCCAUCUCAUCAUUAUGAUCUACCGGCACCGUCCAGAUCAACUUAUCGAUAUACACCUGCACCGCACUACUAUUCUCCACAUGUAAAUGGCAGAUCUCCUCCUCAAUAUCAAUCGAAUGGUCAAUAUGUUGAAGAUGAUGAGGAUGCACAAUCAGAAGAUGGCGAUGGAUCAGUUUCACCAAGACCAUUCGACAAAAAAAUGUUUAUCGGUGGACUUUCAUGGCAAACAACACCUGAAAACUUAAAAAAUUAUUUUGGUCAAUAUGGUGAAGUAUUAGAAUGCAUGAUUAUGAAAGAUGCUAUUACAAAACGUUCUAGAGGUUUUGGUUUCAUCACAUUUAAAGAUGCUAGUUCAGUUGAAAAAGUUCUGGCAAAAGAAGUUCAUAUGCUAGAUGAAAAACAGAUCGAUCCAAAGCAGGCCUAUCCUCGUCAGAAACAUCCGAAAAUGGUGACACGAACUAAAAAAAUCUUUGUCGGUGGACUUUCAGCCAAUACAACUGUUGAAGAUGUAAAAAAAUACUUCGAACAAUAUGGAAAAGUAGAAGAUGCAAUGCUAAUGAUUGAUAAACAAACUGCACGUCAUCGAGGUUUUGGUUUUGUCACUUGGGAAUCUGAAGAUGUUGUUGAUAAAGUGUGUGCCAUUCAUUUUCAUGAAAUUAACAACAAAAUGGUGGAAUGUAAAAAAGCUCAACCAAAAGAAGUUAUGUAUGCUCAACAAAUGGCUAAAGGCAAAGCAGCAUUACAGCGUGGUGCCUAUGGUGAUAUACUCAGUGCUUAUGUUUAUGGUCUUAAUCGAAGUAUUCCGACAACAUAUGCUACACCUAUAUAUCCAUUUUCGCCAGGUUUACCAUCAGCACAAAUAAGUUAUAUUCCAGCUGCUGUUGGACUUCAAACACCAACAUUAACACCAGCUGGUGACCAACGCUAUUUUGAGUAUCCAUUAACACCACAACCUAUGCCGGGUGGAGGUGGUCAACUUCAUCGUGAUUCAUUAUUACAAAGAAGUGGAAAUGGACUCGACUUUUUUCAAGCAGAUCCUCUAGCUGCACAAUAUUUACAGCCAACAAGUCCAACACCAGGAUUGCCUAUAGCUGCAUCACUAUUGACAUCACCGUAUACCAAUGGAUUUCAUGGUCUUUAA
Rotaria socialis is the source of this 1251-nucleotide messenger RNA. NCBI's taxonomy places the organism in Eukaryota, Metazoa, Rotifera, Eurotatoria, Philodinida, Philodinidae. The record is from the annotation of a GenBank genome assembly.